CCCAAAGAGUUGCAGACACUUGCAUUUUUAAAAAAAAUCGCAGUUAGACCUAUCAUUUGGCAUUUAGGAUUUCUAGAUCUUAAAUAAUUAGACAACUUAGUACUUAAGGAUGGAUAAUACCAACAGAAAAGACCGUAGUGCCAGUUUCUUCUCAGUAUAUGUGGGGAAUCUUAAUUCUGAAGUUACAGAGGAUGAUUUGGAUACUUUAUUUAGUGAGUGUGGUCAUGUAGCUGAAAAAGUUAUCAUACCUCCCAAAGAGCAGGGCAGAUCCAAGUUUGGAUUUGUAAGGUACCAUACUCAAGAAGAAGCUUUAAGAGCCAUUAAAGAAUUAAAUGGAUGGAGCUUAAAAUCUCAGCGCAUUGUUGUUGACAUAGCAUCAGACUGUGCUCACAAACUCAAACUGGCACCUCACAACAUGCAGCCUGAUGAGUCCUAUUGUGAGCUGAUUAAUGCUGCAGCCUUCACCAAAAGGUCUGGUGAGUAUGACAGUGUACUCAACCUAAACAGAGUUAAGGAGACAUGCCUGUGGGUCAGCUCUGAAUUUUUUGGCACUGACAGCGGAGGAGUGAAUUAUACAGAACGUGUUCUGUAUGACCUCCAGAGGAAAACCAGAGGAUCUCUAGUUCCAGCACCUCCUCAUCAGUCAGCCAGCACAGAGACUAUCUUAGAGAAAGCUAUGUCAUGGCUUCAAGAAAGAGAAAGCGAGGCAUUGCUGCAGAAGUACAAAGAGGUUUAUGAAAAAUUUAAUGACAUUUUAAAAGAUGUCAAAAAAUAUACUCACACUGGAGUAAGUGACAUUCAGCCUCAAGAUGACACAAGCCCACAAAAAAUAUCUGUUGAGGAAGCUAUUAACUUGGAACCUAAAUGUACAAGCCCACAAAAAAUAUCUGUUGAGGAAGCUAUUAACUUGGAACCUAAAUGUACAAGCCCACAAAAAAAAUCUGUUGAGGAAGCUAUUAACUUGGAACCUAAAUGUACAAGCCCACAAAAAAUAUCUGUUGAGGAAGCUAUUAACUUGGAACCUAAAUGUACAAGCCCACAAAAAAUAUCUGUUGAGGAAGCUAUUAACUUGGAACCUAAAUGUACAAGCCCACAAAAAAAAUCUGUUGAGGAAGCUAUUAACUUGGAACCUAAAUGUACAAGCCCACAAAAAAUAUCUGUUGAGGAAGCUAUUAACUUGGAACGUAAAUGUACAAGCCCACAAAAAAAAUCUGUUGAGGAAGCUAUUAACUUGGGGCCUAAGUAUACAAGCCCACAAAAAAUGUCUGCUGGGGCUAUCAACUUGGAACUUAAAUGUACAAGCCCACAAAAAAUAUCUGUUGAGGAAGCUAUUAACUUGGAACCUAAAUGUACAAGCCCACAAAAAAUAUCUGUUGAGGAAGCUAUUAACUUGGGGCCUAAGUAUACAAGCCCACAAAAAAUGUCUGCUGGGGCUAUCAACUUGGAGCCUAAGUAUACAAGCCCACAAAAGAUAUCUGUUGAAGCUACCAGUAUUAACUUGGAACCUAAAUGUACAAGCCCACAAAAAAUGUCUGUUGAGACUACCAAUGCUAACUUGGAACCUAAAUGUACAAGCCCACAACAAAAGUUUGUUGAGGCUACUAACUUGCCACCUCAAGGUAAUACAAGCCCAAAGAAACCCAUUAGUCCUCCUAGAAAAGAUGCACCAGCUACUUAUUUGAAUGUUGAAAAUGGAAGACCUCUGAUUAAAAAUUCUGCAGUAAAAGAAAUUAAUGAGCAAGAGGGUAUGCCAGCACCAGCUAAAAUAAAUCCUCUUGUAAGGAAACCAUUGCCAACAUUAUACAAAACCCCACCACCACCCGUAGAACCACCUCAAAAUUCUUUAUUGCCAACUCCUGAACCACCAGUUGUCAGGAAAAAAAAUUUAUUUUCUAUUCCCCUGUUUCCUUCAAAAAAGUUUACGGCUCCACUUUUGCCAGAUCCAUCACCAUUGGAUAAAACCAGCAUGGCUCACCAACAAGAUAAGGUUGUUGAGGACUCUUCAGGUGCUGAGGAUUCUGAAUUAAGAUUACAUGGAACUUUGUUGGAGUGGGGGCGCCACUUGAAAAACCUUGUUGAUGAUGAUUCAGAUCUUGAAGAAGAAACCAUUGUUACUUCAGAUAAAAAAUCGUGGGAGGAAAACAAAGUUGAAAAUGAAUGGGUGGAUGAAAAAGAAAGCUAUGAUUCUAGCUUUUUGUCAGAUUUGUUCUGUCAGGUUCUGGAGUCUGACAAACCAUGCGUGACCAAUAAGCGCAGCCCCGUGUCCUGUAAAGUAAUGCCAGGAGGAGGUGGCGCUGAAAAAACCCAGAAGACCACCAAGAGCAAUCCAGUGGCCAGUAAAUUAUUGCAAGAUGGAGAUGGUGUUGACAAACCAUGUAUGACCAACAAAAGAAGUCCAGUGGCCUGUAAAUUAGUCCCUGAUGGAGGUGGGGACAACCUAGUCCCAGUCAGCCAAGCUAGUCAUGGGGAUGCUGAUGUGUCAGUUGGACCAAAGGAUGUUGACCAGACUAUGUCAGUAGAUGAUGAGACCCUGUCUAGUGGUGUAAAAGUCUCAAAGCUUGCCAUGUUAGCUAAGAAAUUUUCUCAGCUAAACCAGCCUACAAUCAGGCCACCAUUUUUUGUUCCUGGCAGAGCUAAGCCAUUGUAAAUGUAAUGUAGCGCACAUCAACUGAUUUGCACUAACAUCUUAAAUUCUUACAAUUCCUGGCCAUGUUACUGAUUCUUUAUCAGCAUUUGUUUUAAGAAUUUUUUUUAUUUAUGCUUAGGACUGUUGCAGCUGCAACUAGCAUAUUUUAAAGAUUUGUUAGUCAUGUUCAUAUAUCUAACUAGGUUAUUAUUAAGUAUUAAGGUGUAAUACCGUUCAACACAAAGUGUGCAUUGUAACUAUAAUGUAAUUUUAAAUAAUGCUUAAACCAUUAUUUUAGUCCUUUAUGAUUCAGUUUUAUGUCAUGCUAUUCUUAAAAUACAAUUUUUCUAUUAGAAAAUUGGGAUUAACUUUAAAAAAUAUGGUCUCUAGUUAAACUAUCCAUAGAUCUAGAUGUAUAUUUAUAUGUAUAAAGAAUUUUUUAUCAGAAAAAUUUGUUGAACAAAGUUAAAUUUUAUAAUAAAAUGUUUACC
Molecule: messenger RNA, 3117 nt
Organism: Physella acuta
Lineage: Eukaryota; Metazoa; Mollusca; Gastropoda; Physidae
Product: titin
Molecular function (GO): RNA binding
Source: RefSeq, a predicted model, not a curated record